Molecule: messenger RNA, 807 nt
Organism: Rhizophagus irregularis DAOM 181602=DAOM 197198
Lineage: Eukaryota; Fungi; Glomeromycota; Glomeromycetes; Glomerales; Glomeraceae
Molecular function (GO): zinc ion binding; nucleic acid binding
Source: RefSeq, a predicted model, not a curated record
UGGUCCCCGUUAGAUUCCAAAUCUUGUCAUAGAUGCGGAUAUACGGGACAUGUAGCGAAGGAAUGUCAAACGGAAUUACGACAACGUUCAAAUAAAUUAAAUCGUAAUCAACUGCUCCAACAGUUUAAAAAUCGUAAUAAAUCUAAAUUCAAUUCAUACGCCGAUGCUACUAAGGGAAAUAGAUAUCCUAAUAAUCGACAACGACAUUGGAAUCAAAAUAAUAUUAUCAACCGACAACGUAAUAACAAUACUUAUACCUUUAGUGAAGAAGAAAUGCAAGCUUGGGGUGACGAAGAAGAUAUAAGUGACAACAACCACAACCCAAUUCAAGGCGGUACUAGGAAAGGAGGCUCUAUGCAUGAGCCAAAUAACAACACACAUACAUCUUCACAAAAUGAUUUAUCAGAGAUCAAAAAACAACUUACUACUUUAAAUGCAAUGAUUACCGAAUUUAGAAAAGAAAAUGAUAUAGUUAGAAAAGAAAUUAAUUCAAUUAAAGAAACCUUUAAAAAUAAUAAUAAUCGUAAAGGUCUCCAACAAAAGCCUGACAAAUUACCAAUUGUUAACGAUAAUAAUAAGCGUGCCAAACCUGACUCAUCUUCAAGUGAAAAUGAUGACAACAACUUAGUGCUUAACUUAGAAUCAAGAGUAGAAAAACAAGAUAGUUUAUUAAAUAAUAUGUUCAAUAUGAUCACGAAACUUACUGGACAACUUUCUGAUAAAGAACAAAAUGAUUCUACUACAAACAAAAUUGCAAGUAUUGGGGGUACUAGCAAUGCAGCCAACCAGUUCGAAUCCACUUUUUAA